Messenger RNA from Grammomys surdaster, 673 nucleotides. It is a transcript of the gene Mrpl23, whose product is annotated as mitochondrial ribosomal protein L23. The transcript is spliced from 5 exons. Gene Ontology annotation, molecular function: structural constituent of ribosome. The record is from RefSeq and is a predicted model, not a curated record. Gene Ontology annotation, cellular component: mitochondrial large ribosomal subunit; ribosome. Gene Ontology annotation, biological process: mitochondrial translation. Lineage: Eukaryota; Metazoa; Chordata; Mammalia; Rodentia; Muridae. Bases 147 to 587 code for a protein of 146 amino acids.
GGUGGGGUUUUUGAGUCACCGAAGGUGCGGGGCCCUGCGGUGCAGGUAGAGGGUAGCGCGGCCUCCGGAAGCGAGGGGGCGCUGUGCCAGCGCAGGCUCUGUGCGGGGCCCGCGUCGCUCCUUCCUGACCAGGAGGUGCGGCUGCCAUGGCGCGGAAUGUGUUGUACCCCCUCUACCAGUUGGGUGGCCCUCAGCUUCGUGUAUUUCGGACUAACUUCUUCAUUCAGCUGGUGCGGCCUGGUACUGCACAGCCUGAAGAUACUGUGCAAUUCCGGAUACCCAUGGAGAUGACCAGGGUGGACCUUCAGAAUUACCUGCAACAGAUUUACAAUGUUCCCGUGGCUGCUGUGCGCACACGGGUGCAGCAUGGCUCCAACAGGAGGAGGGAUCACAAGAAUGUGAGGAUCAAGAAACCAGACUACAAAGUGGCCUACGUGCAGCUGGCCCACGGGCAGACCUUCACUUUCCCAGAUCUUUUUCCAGAGAAGGAGCCCAGUUCUCCAGACCCUCUGGAAGAGAAGCUACCCCAGCAGAGGCAAAGCAGCGACCCGAGGUGCCCUGGUAUCCCUUCCUGGUUUGGCCUAUGACCUAUGACAGCAGAGUCUGGGCCACAGACCCUAGUGAGCACAGUGGUUCUGACAAGCCCAAAUAAAAAUUCUUUGUGGAGAAAGAA